This is a messenger RNA of Frankliniella occidentalis (western flower thrips), 3560 nucleotides long. It is a transcript of the gene HPS1, whose product is annotated as BLOC-3 complex member HPS1. The transcript is spliced from 10 exons. Bases 19 to 1989 code for a protein of 656 amino acids. Gene Ontology annotation, molecular function: guanyl-nucleotide exchange factor activity. The record is from RefSeq and is a predicted model, not a curated record. Gene Ontology annotation, cellular component: BLOC-3 complex. NCBI's taxonomy places the organism in Eukaryota, Metazoa, Arthropoda, Insecta, Thysanoptera, Thripidae. Gene Ontology annotation, biological process: vesicle-mediated transport.
UCACAAAACAAAACAAACAUGAGAUGCAUUCUCAUUUUCGAUCAUUUAAAUGAUAUUUUAUACACUAAAUGUAACUCAAAGUUUAUUCAACAUGUCAGAAAAUUGGCGAAAAGUCAGGGCCUCCUGCCGCAGACUGAGUCGGCUGGAGAGGAAUCUAAGCUCAGUCCAAACAUUAUAAUUCAACUUUUCUCCCCUAUGGUAACAUCUCAGCGAGUGAUGAGCUGUCAGUUUGGUAAUUCCUACACCUUUAUUCAGUGUCAAGAUGGAACUAACAUGGUUUUUGAUGAGUAUAUGGGCUACCUCUUCAUUCAUAUUGGUAGUGAGGAGGUAAAUUGGCUGAAACGUGGACUUGGUGUUUGCAUUUCAUUUGUGAAACACCUCUGUGGACCGGAUGUGUCAUUACUCAAAAUCAAUCAAAGCCGUUCUGACCUUCUCACUCAGUUGAUGGAUACAUGGAUUUCCCUCCAAGAUUCUGAGCAAUGGCUUCUUGUGGAAGCUGUAGAACAGUUAACUGUCAAUGCCGAAUUAAGUGGUGCAACAUUAAAAACCUUACAAACAGCUGUGGAUAAAAUGCGGAGUGUAGACGAACUGCAGAGAGUUCAUGCAAUGAUAUUAGUACGAAACAAAUUUUUAUCUCUUUAUUCGAGCAAAAAUACUCAAGAUCUAUCUGCCGCAGAUCUUCUCUUUUUGAACAUUUUAACAGAAACUGUUCAUGAUAAAGAAUCUCAACCGAAAACAAACACAACACAAAGCGACAGUGGACUAAGUGGUGAAAGCAGUGAUGAAUUUUACAGCCCCUCUGGUAGUGCUGAGAGUAGUCCAAGUGUUAGCCCUAAACCCAUCAGACGUUUUCCAUCGUGUACACUGAAUGAAUCGGUCUCACCAAUCAGAGUGACUGUUAGUCAUGACUUAAUUAGUCAUCUGGUCCUCCUGAGUGGAGUUCCUUAUGCAGUUCAUAUGGCAAGCAUGGCUCCAGGUGUCACUCUAUUGCUAAUGGUGCAGACUCCAAUGGGUCCUUUGUGUAAUGGGCUAUCAGAUGCUUUACAAGCUCUAAAUGUGCUGCAGACUUUGCAAGUACAGAAAGAUUUGGACGGUGUAAAACUUGCUUUUGAAGCCCUUGAUGGCUCAAUGAAGCGUAGUCUUGAUGCUUUAAAAAAAAUUAAAGCUACCGCUUCUUCUAUAGAGACAUGCAGUUCGAAAUUGCAAGGCCUGUGGGAUUUCAUCAGAAGGAAGUAUAUUGAGUAUAUGAAGACUACUGAGCCAGAUUGUCUCUUGAGGAUUGAAUCCAGCUCUGCAGGAUUUCAAUCUUUGCUCUGUGAACUUCUGUGGAGAACAUGCCUUGACUCAAUAGCUCUACGUGCUGCUGUGUCUGGUAUAGAGUCAGGAGCAGACCAUGUCAGAAAAGGCCUACAUGAUUUCAGUAGUUUCCUUCAAGUUAAAGCUCUCUGCAACUUCACUCUAGGAUCGAGAGCUUCCCUAACCAUCAACAAGUAUUUAGAGGAAUUCCCUGGUUUGGUUCACUUUAUAUAUGUUGAUCGAUCAAAUCACCGAGUCACAGCUCCUUCCUUGGAUUUUUCUGCGCAAGAAACAGUAACACUCACAAAGAAAAAAAUAUGGUGGAUGGUGGAGCUGAGCAGAUCUCAUUUGCAGGAUGGCCAUUUUGCUCUGAUGUGGAAAGACACAACAUUUAACUAUGCAUACUUUCUUUGGUUUGAAGAUUCAUCAGGUUCUCCUUUAAAACCUAAAGUUCUCCCAACUUCAGCAUUGAAAAAUUUUCCUCUACCUGGUGUCAUGUGUGGUGACUUUUACUCAAAACUAAUUGAAUGCUGCUUUCCUAAAACAUCACCCAACAAAAUUCGAUGCUUUGAGCUUAUGUGCAUACAUCUGGGGCUUGCAACAUCUUCGUGUGUUCUGGAACAUUCUAGAAGAUUAGCUGCAACAAUUUGGGAAGUAACAGGCAUGCCAGGUAGUCCAUUAGACCUUUUGUAAAUAGGUGUGCUGGGCAUUAGAAACCAACAUUGCUCGCAACCUACUUUGUGAACAUUCCAUGACAACAUGUAACUUUAUGUAACUGCAUAAAAUACAGAAAUUAAUUAUUUUAAAAGCAAAAAGUUGUACAUUUUCAACUGACUAUUUUGUUGUACUUAUUGACAUACGUAAAGUGAAAGUUUAAUGCUCCUAUUUUAAGUGAAAGGUUAUCUAAUGUGCCAUCAGAAAAAUUGUCAAAAGGCAUGGCAGGCAUGUAUCUGUGACCCCGUUCAAGCAAAUGCUGGAUAUGUGCCUCAAAAAUGGUUUGCCUAAUUCUUUUAGUCCACAAAGUUAUCUUUUGUGUGUGAUUUGCAGAAAAAACAAUUCUCAGGGUGCUCCAACAAUGUCUUCACUUCACGUUGUCUUCACUUACAUUUAAUCAUAUAAAGUGAAUAUAAAGUGAAGACAAAGUGAAGCAAGGUUUUAUAAAGGCUGACUUUACUUAGUUUUCACUUGAGCUUCACUUAAUAUUCACUCAAAGUGAAGUGAAGACCAAGUGACGCUAACUGAAGACUGCAUUGUAGGAGCACCCUCAAUUUAUCAUCUCAUCCAAAAUAUUGUUUGUUAUAAUUUUUGUAUGUUUUUCAUAGAUUAGGUCAUUAUAAUCUCAUACAACUCAUUGUAAUACAUAUUUAUGACUAAAUGCUUUUUGUACUCCUAAAGUUACCAUUUGAUAUUUCAAUUCAAAUGUAAACAAUUAAUUUUGUUCAACUAAAAUUUGUUCUCUCAACAGUGAAUGGUUGUCAAUAUAGGUUAAUUUUGUGAUGCUCAUGGUGCCAUAAAAAAUGAUGAUUGUUAUUUUAGAGACUACAAUUUUCUUUCUAAGUGAGUCUUGUUAAUGCUUUCCAUGCAGUUAUGAUUUUAAUGUUAAAAAUGAUUUUAAACCACACUAAACUUAAAGAAAUGUUUGGUGCUGGCAUACAGUGCAUUCAUACCAGUGUAAGAUUCUUUCUUGAGGUCCACAUAUGUGAUACAAAUUAUAUCUCGGCAUUUUAAGUUAAGAGUAAGUUACCUAUUAUGUUUACCCAUAGUACAAAAUAUUAUUGCAGUAUUUUAUAUGAGGGACUCAAGGGUAAUAGUGUCAUGGCCGAUGUAACCAAAAUAUUAUAAACUGGCCUAAAAUCUACUUUAAUUAAUUGAACUCUAUUAAAGAUGAGAAUCAGAUUCUUUAAUUGUUUGUGGGAUGUGAAUUUCUCUAGAAUUGGUAAACGAUAAGUUCCAGUAACAUUUUGUCAGGAUAGAGUUGCUGUAAAACUUAAAUGGUCUAAAGUAUUAUCAGUAAUAGGAAUACUGUAAUUGGAAAGACUGUUCCUGUGCCAUUUUCACAUGUAGUCUCUACUCUAGAGAAUAGCUGAUUUGACUUGGUGCAUGUGCAUAUCACAAUGAAAUUCACAUACCUCACAAAAAUCCUGUGUUUAUUCUAAGACUAGACACGAGAAGUCAGAUUUUCGGUGAGAGGUUUUUAUUACAUUUUGCAUACAGUAUUUCUCAAACUUAAUUAUCACAAAUAAAACAAAUUGCUUUAGUAUGAA